Messenger RNA from Eimeria necatrix, 1662 nucleotides. RefSeq lists its product as hypothetical. The coding region runs from base 1 to 1662 and encodes 553 amino acids. NCBI's taxonomy places the organism in Eukaryota, Apicomplexa, Conoidasida, Eucoccidiorida, Eimeriidae. The transcript has a single exon. The record is from RefSeq and is a predicted model, not a curated record.
AUGGACGGAAAGGCUGCGCGGGGCCCCAGCCCCUGCAACCAGUGCUGCGAGUGUUUGGCCCCAGUGCGCUGCAUAAUAGACCAGCACGAAGUGGAGAUAAUCCCCGCUUCAGCCCGCAGCAGCAGCAGCAGCAGCAGCAGCAGCAGCAGCAGCAGCAACAGGAACUUGCUGUACACCGCCAGGGGCGCCUCCAGCGGCGACUCCACCACGCGCACCUUCGGCAGCUCCUACAGGCAGCAGCAGCAGCAGCAGCGGCAGCAGCAGCAGCAGCAGCAGCAGCAGCAGCUCUCCAGCAGGGCCGCAGCCCCACUUCCGGGGGGCCCCCAGGGGGCCCCCGCAAGUCUCUUCUGGGGGGCCCCCCAACCCUCUGCUGCUUCUCCUUUGCCUUCUGUCUCUUUUGAGGGCCCCCUGAAAGACCCUGGGAGCUACCGCAGCGCUGCUGCUGCUGCUGCUGCUGCUGCUGCUGCUGCUGCUGCUGGCUUGGGCGGGGGCAGCAGCAGCAGCAGCAGCAGCAAACAAAGGCCCAGGGACUCUGCUGCCCCCAAAGUGCCCCUCAUCAAUCUGCAGCAAAUGCAGCAGCACGAGGCCCCCCCCCCGGAGCUGCUGCUGGACAGCAGCAGAGGCCCAAUAUCUGCGGAGUCCAGUCCCUUCAAGCCUUGUCCCCCCACAGCAGCAGCAGCAGCAGCAGCAGCAGCAGGUGCUGCAGCAGCAGCAUUAGCAGCAGGUGCUGCAGCAGCAGCACGUGCCGCUGCCGUGACAGGUGCUGCUGCAGCAGCAGGUGCUGCUGCUGCAACAGGUGCUGCUGCAGCAGCAGGAGAUGCUGCUCCAGCAGGUGGUGCUGCUGCAGCAGGUGCUGCUGCUGCAGCAGCACCUGCUGCUGCUGCAGCAGGUGCUGCUGCUGCUGCAGCAGCUAACCUGCCAGGGAAAGGGCCCGGCGAGCAGCUGAGGGGCCCCCCUUUGUUGACUUUUUGCUUUUCUUCUUCUUUGUCUCCUUCGUCUCCUCCCAAGGAAAGUCCCGGGAGAAGGGCCCCCUGCAGCAGCAGCAGCAGCAGCAGCAGCGGCAGCAGCAGCAGCAGCCGCAGCAGCUGCAGCAGCUCCCCGCAGCACUGCAGCAGCGAAGCCGCAGGCCCACAAAAAGCAGCAGAGCAAGACCCCAGCAGCAGCAGCAGAAGCAGCAGCAGCAGAAGCAGCAGCAGCAGCAGCAGCAGAGGCAGCAGCAGCAGCAGCAGCAGCAGCAGCAACAGCAGCAGCAUGGAAGGAGACAGUCCCUUCUCUGUCAGCAGCUCGGCCUUUUCCGCAGCUAAAAGCUGCCCCCAUCCUCGCCCAGGGGCUUGGCUAUCAGUUCACUUGGGGGGCCCCCCAGAGGGGCCCCCAGUAGCCCCCUCGGGGGCCCCCUCAAGGGCCCCCUCGGGGUCCCCCCAGAGGGCCCCCCAGGGGGCCCCCCAGGGGGCCCCCCAGGGGGCCCCCCAGGGUACGAAACUGGUGUCAGGGAGCAGGGGGGCCCCUGUCUCUGGGGGCCCCCCUUCAGGCGUUUGCUGCUCCCUCAACUUUGCUGCUGACAGCUUCCCUUUGUUGGGGUUGGAUUUCUUAUAUGAGCAGCAGCAAGUGGGGGGCCCCUUGGGGGCCCCAGGGGCCCCCCAGGGGCCCCCCAGGGGCCCCUAG